GAGAGCCUCAGAGUCGAAAGACGCUCACCCACACCUGUAAUGCCCAUUAUUACCCCAAGCACCAACGGAGCCAUGCCUGAAGCAAAGAAAACAGGAAGAAAAGAAUCAAAAGCUGAUAUAAAACCUGCAGAAAAGGCACCGUCAUAUGUUCCCAACAUCCCUGAGCCCAGGACUAGAGCUGAACUGAUGGAAUACUGGAUGGAUUUCACUCUGGAUGACAGAACGUCUCAGAAAGUGUUGUGGCUUUCAGAAGGUGGAGCCAAGGUGUCACGUAUGUGUGAUGAAAUGUGUCCUGUUCUGGAUCGACCUGAAAGAUAUGAACAUUCACCACAGGUGCUGUGUAGGGAGUGUGUUUGGGGUAAUCGUGGAUAUUGGGAGGUGGACUGCGAAGGCUGGGUGGUGAUAGGGGCAGCGUGUGAGAGUUCAGCCCGGAAAACUAAGGAUGGUCCCUGUGGCCUAGGAGAAAAUGAGGUGUCAUGGGGUCUGGGUUGGGCUGGCUCCUGCUACCAUGUGUGGCACAAUGGGGUGAACAUAGAGAUUCAUGCUUCCUUCUGUCCUACCAUUGGGAUCUAUGCAGAUCAGCCAGCUGGAUUACUCAACUUUUACCGUGUGGAAGAUGAAGAGAAUGGCUCUAAGGCGGUCAGUCUGCUUUAUCAGUUUAAGACCACCAUCAACGAGAAGCUCUACCCCGGUUUCUGGGUGGGCAGGAAAUCUCACUGUUGGAUCCGGAAGAAAGAUCAGUAGGACAUGAAUGGCGGGGGGAUCGAUGGAAAGAAGAGGUGUGAAAAAACAGAGCUGUGCAAGAAUAUUUAGUUAACUAGAAUAUCAUGAGAAAUGCUUAAUGCAAUUUUAAUGCCAGCCUAUUACAUGUGGGUUGGCCAGAAAGUAAGCAAGCUCAAAUUAUGGUAGCACUUUUCAAAAGUUUCAUUUGUUAUCAUAUGCAAUGAAAUAACACGUAAGCUUAAAAAAAAAUGCUUUUACAGAAUGUAUAAAUCUUAGUUAAUUUCUAUACUGUAAAAAUGCUUUUGCACUUAAAUUUUUAAGUAUAAUUAACUUGGAAGUCACUUCAACUUUGAUUUUUGAUUUUGAGAAUGAGUUGCUGUAACUUAUAUAUUUAAAUUAAAACUACUUAAGCUAACUAUAAGUUACAGCUUCUCAUCAUUAGUCAAGAUAAAUAAUUGAAUUUGAAAUUACUUUAAAGUGUAUUUAUUUCAUUGCAAAAAAACAUUUGUGUGUGUGUGUGUAUUUGGUAUAAUACAAUGUGUCGGCGUAGUUUAUGAUUAAAAACACAUUAUUUUCUACAUAUCGUAAAUUUUUGUAGCUCCGAAUUUUCUCUGAUGUCAGAUGGAAAUGUGAUGCUUCUUACUCCUACCAUGUUUGAAAGAUUCGCUCACAAUGCAAUGCUAACAGGAGUUAACUAACAGGCUGUCCAAGCGGGAAGAAUUAUGAUAAUGCCCGUCGUGUCCAUGUCAACAGGCCCAGGAAGUAAACUUGCCUACAAUCCGUGUGUUUGUUGUAAUCCAAGAAAAGAGAUUUACGCUGGAGACAAUAUGCGUCAUCAUAAUUACUUUAAGAUUUGUACCUUUUGCAUAUCGUUAACAUGUACGAAUACACACUUACACACCAAAGGAACUCAUGAAUCGGACCAUAGGUGCCCUUUAAAUCCAAGUUGAAUAUACUUAAGAAUUUAAGAGCAAAUUUUUUGUGCAAAAAAAACUCAAUUUUUUUUCUUUUCUUUACACCAGUAAUUUUAUGUGUGUAGUUUAAAAGAAACCUUUAAUAGAAAGUUGUCUUGUGUUUGGGGUUUAAAUACUUUUAUAUUAGUCCAUGUUAUGACAAAAACAGAUAUUGUAAUAAAGAUAUAUCUCAGUGCAUAUAGUACUUGACUGAAUUAUCCAUUUGUUGAUUCAUUUUGAUCAAACCAGAU
This is a messenger RNA of Paramisgurnus dabryanus, 1927 nucleotides long. The record is from RefSeq and is a predicted model, not a curated record. Lineage: Eukaryota; Metazoa; Chordata; Actinopteri; Cypriniformes; Cobitidae.